UUCCUUUGCUUUUUCCACACUUGCCCAAACGCACCGAGGAGACCUAAGAUGUGUUUAGAAAUUUUGGAAGAUAAGCAUAAAGGACUGGGAAGACACUGAAGAUUCGUCUUUGUGAUACUCGAGGUAUAGAGGGAGACUUUGCUGUUGACACCCAAGAGAUGACCCACAUCCUAAACAACAACAUACCAGACAUUUACCAGUUUUCAGAAAAUUGUGAAUUUAAAGGAAAAAUGAAUCAAAACCGUAGACUUUUGAACAGCGGUAGGAAGGGGACUAAACCUACAAUAACAGAAAUGUCUGAUCCGGUGUACCUGGACAAGCCAUGGAGAAAGUUUCCGGAGUUUGAUGCAGAGACACUGAAACAAUUAAAGGGAGACAUUUUGAAUUACCAGCCGGAAAGAAGCAGCGUAUCUACAGCAAAUAUCCUCCUGGUUGGUCAGAUUGGAGCGGGAAAAUCCAGCUUUUUUAAUUCUGUAAACUCAAUUUUUCGCGGAAAAAUCACGGGCAAAGCUCGAAGUGGAAGCUUUGAACACAGUCUUACAAUUGCAUUUCGGAAGUAUAGCAUAAAGGACUAUAGUUCUGGGAAGACACUGAAGAUUCGUCUUUGUGAUACUCGGGGUAUAGAGGAAGACUUUGCUGUAGACACCCAAGAGAUGACCUACAUCCUAAACGGCAACAUACCAGACAGAUACCAAUUCAACCCAACCUUACCUUUCACACCAAAAACGCCUGGGUUCAUAGAGAGUCCACAGCUCAAAGACAAGAUUCACUGCGUGGCGUUUGUUGUUGACGGAAGCACCAUUGAACUUAUUCCCGAAAAGACCCGGGAACAGUUGAAAGAUCUUCAGAGUCUCAUGAACCGUAAAGGUAUUCCUCAGGUUGUGUAUGUGACAAAGCUGGACAAAGUCUGUCCCGCCGUACACAAAGAUCCCACCGGCAUGUUUCACAGCAAAGCAGUCCAUGACGCCGUGGAGAAAGCAGCUGUUGUCAUGGGUCUGCCUCGUUGUUACGUCUAUCCAAUCAUAAAUUAUGAGAGUGAGACCUCGUUGGAACCCAAUUUUGAUAUUCUAUUCCUGAAUGCCCUGAAGCAGACGACUGAUUUUGCCAACGAUUACAUAGAGGACGAGGAUGACAAGAUGGCGAAACCUACCUAUCAGUACUGUUCUAUACUGUAAGAAUUGUCUUUCUUUCAGUUAGCUGUUUAAGCGGAUGUUUUAGAAGUAAAUUUACAACCGAUUUCAUGUUCACCUUAUCUUUUCGUAAUUAAUUUCUCUAGAAAAAAAAUACACUCAUUUUAGUUUGUAAAUGAGAUAUCAUAAUAAUGAUCAUAAUAAUGAAAACUGCUGUUACAUAUGAGAUUUGUGUACACUUGUAUUUCAUUAAAUUACGUUUUAA
This is a messenger RNA of Magallana angulata, 1395 nucleotides long. RefSeq names its product interferon-induced protein 44-like. Bases 159 to 1175 code for a protein of 338 amino acids. NCBI's taxonomy places the organism in Eukaryota, Metazoa, Mollusca, Bivalvia, Ostreida, Ostreidae. The record is from RefSeq and is a predicted model, not a curated record. The transcript has 8 exons.